Messenger RNA from Geodia barretti, 235 nucleotides. The record is from the annotation of a GenBank genome assembly. NCBI's taxonomy places the organism in Eukaryota, Metazoa, Porifera, Demospongiae, Tetractinellida, Geodiidae.
AUAAAUGGUUGCUACUAUAAGGUGUGCAGUUAGCUGGUGGAGGAGGGAUGCUAAACUCGGGACUCUGCCCACCGACUGGCGUCUCCAGACUAGCUGGACAGGUCGGGUUGCAGGGAAAAGGACAGUCCACCUCCCUGUAGUCUGCACGAGUCUGGAAAUACCAGGACUCAAAGGUCUCUCUCAUGGUCUGUCCUCCUACAGCAUACGUGGCCCAGGGUGUGUCCUCCAGAGUCUG